This is a messenger RNA of [Torrubiella] hemipterigena, 622 nucleotides long. The record is from the annotation of a GenBank genome assembly. NCBI's taxonomy places the organism in Eukaryota, Fungi, Ascomycota, Sordariomycetes, Hypocreales, Clavicipitaceae.
AUACUCGAUCAAGAGGAACCGUGGCGUAGCCUUCGUGUAUAAAAAGGAGGCAUUCCCCCUCUUCUCGAUGGUGUUCUUUACUCUUCAUCACACAAGAAACAAUCAACACUAUACUCUACUUUUCCAAGCCUAGUACUACUUUACCCAUCUUCAAGAUGCUUUCCACCACCGUUCUUACUCUUGCCGCCGCUGCUCUCGCACCUAUGGCUGCUGCUGCUCCCGAGAAGAGAGCCGCUCUGAGAAACUGCAGCUUCGGAUACAACUACUGCGGUUCUACUCUGCGCGAGAUUGGCCGCUACGAGGACCAGAUCGUCCAGGCUCUGGUCGAUGCCCACCAGGACACCAACAGCUUCAACAGGGCCAACGCACUCUUCAAGUGCAAGGGUGGUGAUACUGGUGUGAUUGAGUUUAUUACCCUCUGCGGCAACACCUGCCAGACUAACGGCGUUGCUGUCAAUGACCAAUGCCGCUAGAGCAGCGUUCCAACUUGCAUCUCUGCAUCAACGCUGGUCUAUUUACAAUUGGUAUCCGCUAUUGGGCACUACAAGCAAAUCCAUGUAUCUCGCACCUCAAUAGCUCCUGGAGAUAGUAACUAAACUUGUCAAUGAAGACCAGAUGUUCC